Messenger RNA from Arabidopsis thaliana (thale cress), 624 nucleotides. RefSeq lists its product as uncharacterized. The transcript has 2 exons. The coding region runs from base 1 to 456 and encodes 151 amino acids. Lineage: Eukaryota; Viridiplantae; Streptophyta; Magnoliopsida; Brassicales; Brassicaceae. The record is from RefSeq and is marked reviewed.
AUGUCGAUUAUUAUGUUAACACACCGUUACCUCGUCAGAGAGGUUCAUGCCGUUCCGUUUCUUACAAAACACGGAAUUGGCUUUUACUUCUUCUCUCGUAACUCUGUUUUACAUGUUCAUCAAAAGGUUCAUCUCUUUGUCUUGAAACGUUUUUGUUACCCACAAAAGUUUCCUUUUAAACCUUCGAAACCAUCGCAAAUUAAAGCUGAUGUUCAGGAAACGUUAUUGAAACCUUCGAAACCAUCACAGUCUAAAGCUGAUGUUCAGGAGACGUUAUUGAAACCUUCGAAACCAUCACAAUCUAAAGCUGAUGUUCAGGAGAAGUCGGCUAAAGCUACGAGCACAAUCAAGACACUGCAGAUUCAAGAGCGAGAACUGUUUAGUGGUUCAGUCACAAUGGAUGCUGCUCCGUCACCAAGACACGUACCGAUUCCAAUAUUUUGUUAUAGAGAGUGAGGACCAAUGAGUCUUCUAAACUAUCGACAACUAGAAUGAAGUAAAGAAGAAGACCAAUUGUUUUGCAGAGUUUUUGUUUGGUUUUGUAAAGCAAUUACAUAUUAUGUUUUUUUGUGUGGUAAUUUAUUGUUCUACGUUAGUGUAGUUCAGUGUUGAAUUCAUAACUGU